AAUAAAGCUUAAACAUUAAAUUACCCUAGACAUUACGAUAAGAGAUGAAUUCAAACCAUUAGAUCCCAGACUCGCCGUCUCCACUUUUCGCCUCAACAGCCCGUUUAUUCCCAUUCACGAUGGGACAGGUCUUAGACAAAUUUCACGGUAAGCAAUGGAGGGAGAAACAAAUAAGAUUGAUAGCAGAUAAAGUGUAUGAUCGCAUAAAAAAUCAACCUGGAAGGCCUAAUUUGACAUUUGAAGAUUUAUAUAUUGCUGUCUUGCUUGUGUACAAUGACAUUAAUAAGCGAUUACCAGGCCCUCAUUUUGAUCCGCCCUCAAAAGAGCAAGUCAGAGCUAUGAUGCAGGAUUGUGACAUAAAUUUUGAUGGCGAACUCGAUCAUGAAGAAUUUGUGAACUUUAUUUGCCAGCUAACAUCAGACACGUUCAUUGUUGUUAGUCAAGGACUGAUCAUUACUUUGGCGGUAGCACCAACUGUUGCAAUGGCAACAAAGAGGGCUACCGAGGGGGUGCCAGGCGUUGGAAAGGUGGUGCAAAGGUUGCCCAAUGCAAUAUAUGCAUCAUUAGUGACUCUUGCAAUAGUCAUGUUCCAGAAUUCGCGCCACCAAAUUUAAUAGAGAUCAUUCAUUUUCCAUUCAGUUGUUGAAUCAUAUCACAUAUUGUAUGUAAGAAUACUUGUAUUCAGCCACCAGUAGAAUGAGGCUGCAAAACUUUAUAAAUAAUUGCGGCUCUUAAAUAACUGGGGCAAUAACAGUUCCAGAAAUCUUUAGCUUAGCCUCAGUUUGUUGGCGUUUAAUGUAUUUCACUCUCCGUGAUGAAAUUUGGUUCUUGUAGUAGCUAUUUCUAGCA
Molecule: messenger RNA, 849 nt
Organism: Pistacia vera
Lineage: Eukaryota; Viridiplantae; Streptophyta; Magnoliopsida; Sapindales; Anacardiaceae
Exons: 4
Coding region: 120-614 (164 amino acids)
Molecular function (GO): calcium ion binding
Source: RefSeq, a predicted model, not a curated record